ACAGGAGGUGGCUGCCCAGGGAGAGCACGAUGCCAGCAGGACACAGCAGGAGGGUGCAGCAGUAUCUGCUGGUCCUGGCCGUGACCUGGGGUGCCACCAUCUUCCCCCCAACAGCCCAGGCUUUGCAGAGGAUCGCGCUGCGGAGGAUGCCGUCCAUCCGGCAGACGCUGCAGGAGAUGGGGGUGAAGGUGUCCGAGGUCUUCCCCGAGCUGAGGCACAGCAGAAGCGGCAGCGCGGCCGGUCCCAAGAACGGGACGGCUCCCACCCUCCUCACCAACUACCUGGAUACGCAGUAUUUUGGUGAGAUCAGCAUUGGGACCCCUGCCCAGACCUUCAAGGUGGUUUUUGACACGGGCUCGGCCAACCUGUGGGUGCCGUCCUACAAGUGCUCCCCCCUCUACAGCGCCUGCAUUUCCCACAGCCGCUACGACUCCUCCAAGUCCCGGACGUACAUAGCCAACGGCACGGGCUUUGCUAUCCGCUAUGGGACAGGGAGUGUCAAAGGCUUCCUCAGCCAGGACGUUGUCAUGGUAUCAGACAUCCCCAUCAUCCAGGUCUUUGCUGAGGCCACGGUGCUGCCUGCCUUCCCCUUCAUCUUCGCCAGGUUCGAUGGGGUGCUGGGGAUGGGCUACCCCAGCCAGGCCAUCGAUGGUAUCACCCCUGUCUUCGACCGGAUCCUUUCCCAGCAGAUCCUCAAGGAGGACGUGUUCUCAGUCUACUACAGCCGGUGGGUCUUGAAUGCUGCCCUGAAACCCGGAGGCGAAAUCAUCCUCGGAGGCAGCGACCCAGCCUACUACACUGGGGACUUCCACUACCUGAACGUCAGCAAGAGCGGCUACUGGCAGAUCAGCAUGAAGGGGGUGUCUGUGGGGGCUGAAAUGCUGUUCUGCAAGGAUGGCUGCUCAGCUGCUGUUGACACAGGAGCAUCCUACAUCACUGGCCCUGCUGGCCCCAUCUCUGUGCUGAUGAAAGCCAUCGGGGCAGCAGAAAUGGCUGAAGGAGGAUACGUGGUGGAUUGUGACCAAGUCCCUCAGCUGCCCAACAUCUCCUUCCACCUGGGUGGGAAGGCCUUUGGGCUCAGCGGCUCAGCCUACAUCCUUCGGCAAUCCCAGUAUGGGGAGGACAUCUGCGUGGUGGCUUUCUCAGGACUGGACAUCCCACCCCCGGCUGGUCCCAUCUGGAUCCUGGGCGCCAGCUUCAUUGGGCACUAUUACACCAAGUUUGACCGGCGCUACAACCGCAUCGGCUUUGCCACAGCUCGCUGAUGGGCAGGGCUGGGGAGAGGGACCGGGACCAACGCGGAGGCGAGAGCAUCACCACUGGGAAGAAAGGAUUUGAAGUGCAAACCGGGUUUCCUCUCUUUAUUGAAGCGACAGCACAACCUCCCCUUCUCCUGCUCCUAAAUCCCUGCUCUGCUUCCCAAGAAUCUCUGCUAAUGGGAAGAACGGAGCCUUAAACACAUCCAAAAGUGUCUGGGAAUCAAAGCAGGAUGUUGAGGCCAGAGCUGCACCUCCAGGGAUUCCCAGGCUGAUGUGCAAUAGUACAAGUGGCACACAGGGAGCUGCUGCUGGCAUGGAGAUGCUUGCAGGCUGCAGACUGAGGAGGGAUGAGUGGUUACUGCUCAUGUUGUUCUUUAUAUGGGAGAAAGAUAACCUGGGUGCUUAAUGAGAGUUUUAGCUGGUGUUAACCUGGCCCCUCGCCAUGACUUUAGUAUUAAACAAUCUUAGAGCAAAAGGA
Pezoporus flaviventris is the source of this 1737-nucleotide messenger RNA. It is a transcript of the gene REN, whose product is annotated as renin. The transcript has 9 exons. Gene Ontology annotation, biological process: angiotensin maturation. The record is from RefSeq and is a predicted model, not a curated record. Bases 30 to 1265 code for a protein of 411 amino acids. Lineage: Eukaryota; Metazoa; Chordata; Aves; Psittaciformes; Psittacidae. Gene Ontology annotation, molecular function: aspartic-type endopeptidase activity.